Messenger RNA from Nilaparvata lugens (brown planthopper), 1285 nucleotides. Its product is annotated as protein ANTAGONIST OF LIKE HETEROCHROMATIN PROTEIN 1-like. NCBI's taxonomy places the organism in Eukaryota, Metazoa, Arthropoda, Insecta, Hemiptera, Delphacidae. The transcript has 3 exons. Bases 1 to 993 code for a protein of 330 amino acids. The record is from RefSeq and is a predicted model, not a curated record.
AUGGCCUCAGAACAAUUGAGACUCGCCAUAACAUUGAGAUAUCUAGCUACUGGUGAUUCUUUCGUAAGCUUGAUGUAUUUGUUUAAAGUGUCUAGACAACUGAUAUCUCGUAUUGUUCCCGAGGUGUGUUAUGCUUUAAUCUCUACGUUGAAAGAAUUCAUAAAGUUACCUAAUACAAAAGAUGAAUGGAUGGAGGUGGAACGUGGAUUCAACGAUUUAUGGAAUUUUCCUAACUGCCUGGGCGCAAUAGAUGGAAAACAUGUUGUCAUCCAAGCACCGAGAAAUAGUGGAAGUGACUUUUUCAAUUACAAAUCGCAGUUCAGUAUUGAACUUUUUGCAUUAGUUGAUGCCAAAUAUUCUUUUAUGUAUGUGGAUGUAGGAUGCAAAGGAAGAAUUUCAGAUGGGGGUAUUUUUAGUAAUAGCACUUUGUACAAUAAACUGCGACAGGAACAAUUAAAUUUACCACCGCCUUGCAAUUUACCAGGGAGAAAUAAACCAAUGCCCCACGUGAUUCUGGCCAAUGAUGCUUUUGCAUUAGACAUAAAUGUGAUGAAACCUUAUGCUGGAAAACACAACUUGGGAAGUAAAGAAAGAGUUUUCAACUAUUGUCUAAGCAGAGCAAGGAGAAUAGUUGAAAAUGUUUUUGGAAUAAUGUCCUCCGUAUUUCGAGUUUUAAGAAAACCUAUGUUACUGGAUAACGAAAAAGCUCAAAUUAUAACGUUGACAUGUGUUCAUCUACAUAAUUUUCUGAUAAAGUCGCGAACGUCAUCUACACUGUACUGUCCGAAUGGUUCGUUUGAUAACGAAAAUCUGAAUACACGUGAAACCAAUCCAGGAUCAUGGAGAUUAGAUAACACCCCAAUGGGAAAUUUAUAUUCAUUACCACAAAUGAGUCGUAGAUUAAGAAGUGAUGCUAAAGAAAUCAGGGAAGAAUUUGCAAACUAUUUCAAAUCAGAUAUAGGAAUGCUGUCAUGGCAAGAAACUGUUGCGUAAUCCAACAAAAGUGUACUUGUACUUAAUGUUUAUAGUAGCAGACAUUGAUGUCAUUCAAACAUUGUAUGUCAACUAAUUAAUAAUAAUUUAAAGUUUUAUAUUUUUAUUUGAGAAGUUAUUCUUAGCAAGAUUUUUGUAUAAAUAAAAUAGAAAUGAUAAAUUAAAAAAUAACAUUUUUUAUGAUAAUGAGCUUAUUAUCAAUAAAGUCAUUAAAAAAAGAGAUAGUCUGUUAUUAAUAAUAAAUUAAUUUCUUAAUACUAAAUUAUAAUAAUAAUAAAUUUAUGUGAUGUCA